Molecule: messenger RNA, 157 nt
Organism: Closterium sp. Naga37s-1
Lineage: Eukaryota; Viridiplantae; Streptophyta; Zygnematophyceae; Desmidiales; Closteriaceae
Source: the annotation of a GenBank genome assembly
GUCGAAGGCGAUUGCCUCAUCAGUGAAGUCUGCUCGCUGUGCCACUGGGUCAAACGUUAGUAAGUGCCCCACCUUCCCCCGCUCCCCCUCGUCCCUCCCGCUUUGCCCGCUUCUCCCUGUUUCUUGCCUGUAUGCAGAGGACGCCCCAGAGGAGUAA